UCUUAAUUUCAGGAUGAAGAUUUUCGUGGCGGUAGUUGCCUUUUUGAUGUCCCAGAUCACUGCCGUUUCUGCAAAAACAGUGACGUACUCGUGCACCGACGCCAAUGUAUUAACCUUAACGAUAGGAGACAGGACGAGCAGUGAUCAAGAUACGACGGCAUAUUUCGCUAGUUCAUUGGAAACUGACACUGAAUGUAUCCAAACACUUACAGCCGGCGCCACGACUGAUGUCACGUUUAUGAUAACACUCAGCACCACGGACCCCGCCAAAUGUGGCAUGGUGUUCGACAACAACACUAGUGUCUUUACUGGGACUUUGUGGAUCAAGAAAGCACUAACCAUAGUCCAGAACGGAGAUUCCUAUUCUAAUUUACAAAUCCGCUGUGAAGGGGCUGCAAGGGACGUUGAUGCCACCGUCACCGCUAUAACUGACACGUCAUCCCCCAUUCUUCCAUCUGAGGCCCAAUCAAAUGAGAAUGUUGCUAUAACAGUCGAACUGGCGGACGGUUCGGCAAUAUCUGGCGCUGUUACGAUGGCGCAACAAAUUCGCCUUCGCGUCGCACUUACAAUGCAAAGUGCACCAGUAGCAAGAGCUGUGCGGGUCAGCGAUUGUACAGUUAAACCCACUUCGUCCUCGGAUGCGAGUGUUAAACUCAUCACCGACUACUGCGGAGACAGUAGCACCGGAGUACUGGCUACCAGUCAAGGCUUUACAGGCGCAGCUUCUGCGGACGGUACCACGCAGGAGUCCAUAUCGGCUUCAUUCCCGCCAUUCCUUAUAGCCGGCCAUGAAAGUACCAAUUCAAUGUUUAUCACGUGUCGAUGCGUUUUCUGCGGGACAGCCGGCGAUACUAAGUGCGAAGGGGUAAGCUGGAGAAGGAGCUAAUUUGGGGUUUUGUCU
Lingula anatina is the source of this 901-nucleotide messenger RNA. RefSeq lists its product as uncharacterized. The record is from RefSeq and is a predicted model, not a curated record. NCBI's taxonomy places the organism in Eukaryota, Metazoa, Brachiopoda, Lingulata, Lingulida, Lingulidae.